CGCAACGAAACGACACCUACCACUUCCUCUAUAAAUAGUUAAAUACGACGCCUCCGUCAGGGGUACUAUCGUCCCGCUCAUAAACAUAGAGAAAAUGGACAACGGCGCGUCGUCUCCGGUUCCCAGAAUAGGUGUGGUGGUGUUUCUUCUCAGAGGGAAAACUGUGCUUCUAGGACGACGUCGUUCCUCCAUCGGCGACUCCACUUUUGCUCUCCCCGGUGGCCACCUCGAGUUUGGUGAGGGUUUUGAGGAGUGUGCGGCGAGAGAAUUGAAGGAAGAGACGGGUCUGGACCUCGACAAGAUCGAAUUUGUGACCGUGACGAACAACUUGUUCUUGGACGAACCCAAACCGGCGCAUUAUGUGACGAUCUUUAUGCGAGCGGUUCUGAAAGAUCCCGAUCAAGUUCCCCAAACUGUUGAGCCGGACAAGUGUGACGGUUGGGGUUGGUACGAGUGGGACGACCUCCCCAAACCACUGUUUUGGCCUUUGGAGAAGAUGGUGCAGAGUGGGUUUAGUCCUUUUCCAAUUCCGGAUUCCAAUUCAGGGCAGUAAAGAACUAUAAUGCUGUGUUUGAUUUGAUGAAGGUCGUAGAAGUUUGUAGCAUUUGAAAUGCUUCUAAGUUGUAAGGGUUCUGUUUCAAUGUGAUUGCAGAUUUUGUGGACUUGUGCCUUCUUUUUUAUGUUACUGAUUCUGCUUCUGAGUUUGUGUUUUUCAUA
Messenger RNA from Rosa rugosa (rugosa rose), 717 nucleotides. Its product is annotated as geranyl diphosphate phosphohydrolase. The coding region runs from base 95 to 553 and encodes 152 amino acids. The transcript has 2 exons. The record is from RefSeq and is a predicted model, not a curated record. NCBI's taxonomy places the organism in Eukaryota, Viridiplantae, Streptophyta, Magnoliopsida, Rosales, Rosaceae. Gene Ontology annotation, biological process: dGTP catabolic process. Gene Ontology annotation, cellular component: cytosol. Gene Ontology annotation, molecular function: 8-oxo-7,8-dihydrodeoxyguanosine triphosphate pyrophosphatase activity.